This is a messenger RNA of Diaporthe amygdali, 1050 nucleotides long. RefSeq lists its product as uncharacterized. NCBI's taxonomy places the organism in Eukaryota, Fungi, Ascomycota, Sordariomycetes, Diaporthales, Diaporthaceae. Bases 1 to 1050 code for a protein of 349 amino acids. Gene Ontology annotation, biological process: pectin catabolic process. The transcript has 3 exons. Gene Ontology annotation, molecular function: glucosidase activity. The record is from RefSeq and is a predicted model, not a curated record.
AUGCUCGCUCAUUACCUAUCGUUCGUUACGGCCGCCUCGGCAGCGCUCACCUACAAGGGGGCGGAUUGGUCCUCCGUAACUGUCGAAGAAAAUUCGGGCGUCUCAUACUCGACGUCCAGUGGCACCACGCAGUCCCUCGAGAAGAUCCUCGCCUCGGCUGGUGUCAACACGGUUCGCCAGCGCAUCUGGGUGAACCCUUCUGACGGCAACUACGACCUCGACUACAACCUCGCUCUGGCCAAGAGGGCAGAUGCUGCAGGGCUCGGCGUCUACCUCGACUUGCACUUCAGCGAUACCUGGGCAGAUACUGGGAACCAGGCGAUCCCCUCGGGAUGGCCUACAGACCUGGACGACUUGUCCUGGCAGCUAUAUAAUUAUACCAAUGACUUGUCCAACCAGUUUGCCUCGGCGGGCAUUACGCCAAAGAUCAUUUCUAUUGGCAACGAAAUCGGCAAUGGUCUGCUCUUCCCAACGGGCAAGUACAGUGACUCGGCUUCAUUUGAAAAUAUUGCAUCGCUCCUUCACAGCGCGGCAUGGGGCAUCAAGGAUUCGGACCUGGGAUCAGCGCCCCAGAUCAUGAUACACAUUGCGAACGGCUGGGACUGGGACACAUUGGAGUGGUACUUCUCGGGAAUCCUGGGCGCAGGCGAGCUCGAGACGGCCGACUUCGAUAUCAUCGGCGUGUCGUACUACCCAUUCUAUAACUCCGAUGCCACGUUGGCCAACCUCAAGACGUCCCUUGGCAAUGCUGCAUCGAAAUGGGGCAAGGGCCUCAUCGUUGCUGAGACGAACUGGCCGACGUCGUGCCCCAGCCCAGAGUUCGCAUUCCCAUCCGACACAACCGACAUUCCAUUUUCAGCCGAGGGGCAGUCCACCUGGCUCAAGGACGUUGCCGAUGUGGUGGCUGGAGUCGACGACGGCCUCGGGGUGUUCUACUGGGAGCCUGCAUGGCUCGACAAUGCGGCGCUGGGCAGCUCGUGCGAGUUCAACACCAUGUUCUCUUCCUCCGGCGAGGCCCUUUCGAGCCUGUCGGCAUUUUCAAGCCUGUAG